Molecule: messenger RNA, 2172 nt
Organism: Cyclocybe aegerita
Lineage: Eukaryota; Fungi; Basidiomycota; Agaricomycetes; Agaricales; Hemipholiotaceae
Source: the annotation of a GenBank genome assembly
UAUGAACUCCUUGCGAUUCGUCAUAUUGGCGGGCUGUGAUAAACUCGAAUGGGACGAGAGGAAAAUGUCUCAAUUGAAGGAAGACGUUCCCGAACUGUAUGAUCUUCUUUCUGAAGCACACAGCACCGGAAACUAUCGAAGAGUUCGCAAUUUGGGUGCAUCGGAAGGCAUCAUACAUGGCCUUGACCCAAUUGCUGAAAUAGACAGAGAAUCUAAGGCUGAUAGCUCAGAACGAAUUUUGCGUCCCCGUAUAGGCUCAAGCGGAUAUCAGCUAGCACUGUUUCUAAACGCCGCUUUCAUGGUAACAUACCAAGGGGACGCACUUGCAGACUUCUUCGUGAUGCCCCAUGAACUCGAGUCUGGUUACGACGACAGCGUACACUUCGGUAUUCCAAUUGUGCAGUCAAGCGGGACCAGCAAGUCUAGACUCGUCAAAAAACUCGGUCUUCAGCACGCGGUGUUCAGCAUUUGCAUUAGGAGGAGUCCUAUGAUGAAUUCUGGAUGGCCCCCGGGAGAUCUUUCUGUAGUCAAAUUCUUCGACGAUCUCAGCCAUCGUACUAUUAUGGGCGAGGAGAUGGCCGCAGCCUUCCUCGGAGCCCUGUUCGAGAAACUAGCACACUUCGUGGAUGGGACUUCGCCUGUUUCCUGCAUCCCUGGAAAUCACCAGGCCAACCGACGAAACAUCUUCUUCGACAUCGUUACAUCAAGGGCAAAGGAAAUGCUCCAGAAGGAACGGAGCUUUCUGGCUAAAGAAAGAGAUUGGGUUGUCAGGGACCUGAAGCAGGCUGAAUCCGCCCGUGAACGCGACGCCAUCUUGACGAGCGACGUGCUGCUGGAUCUUCGCGAUAAACUCGAUGCAGCUGGUCAUAAGCGGCUGUUCGUCGCACUGGACGAAUGCACGACCUUAGGACAGCCCUUCGAGGAUGAGAAAGCGCCUGAGCAGAACAUGUCACUGAUCGCCAUGCAUCGUAUUCUUAAGGCUGCCGACAAGCACGAUUUCAUCUGGUUUCUCUUCCUCGAUACAAACCCGUCAGUGAUCAUGCCAUCCAGCCCCCAUGGAUCCAUCUUCUUUCCCCCUGUCGACUACCUGCCACUGGACCCAUUCCUCUACCUUGGUUUCAACCAGAUGAAGGACAAGAUGCUUACAGGUGCGGUCAACGGAGACCUGAUCACAAAAACACCUUCAGAACCCAUCCUCGCUAUUGCUGCUGCCGACUCGCUUACCAGGGAUCGUGGCACUUAUGCUUCCGCACUGCUGGUUCUGGUCAAGGAGCUUGUUAUCCAAGGUACUAUCCUCGAUGACGGCGAGCUGUUCAGUCGUCUGUUGCUUUUACUUGCACGGGAUGAGGCGACCAUGGCUCAACAUUCGUCUUUUGUGACAAGGGGACUGUCGCCUGUCAUCCAUGCUAUUGAGCUGGAUAAAUUCUCUACGCUUCUUGGCACACCUGACGCGCCCAAUUUUACGGAACUUCUCAAGACGUGCAGAGGCAAGUGGGUGAACUUCACCCAUUUCGUUGCCUACGGUCAUGCCAUCGACGAGCUCACUCUGGUGGCCCUUGAGAGUGCUUGGUUUUCUGGUUACGCCAUUCUAUGCGCUCAGACACAACCUGUAUUCGACGGCAUCAUCGUUGUAUACGACGGCCCCUUGGACGCUGGAUACGACCCGCUCAAACUGACCUACAUCGCAUGGCAAUCAAAGGCGAAAUCUUCUAAUGCGAACGUCAAUCUGGGAGAUGGUCUUACUGGACCGCCCAUCCUCCACAAGAACCCAGACGGUUUAACCUACAAGCGCUUCAAGCCUAGAACCUUUGUCUUCCUUAUGGACCUAGUGUCUGAGGUGAGGUUCGACAGCACCGACUCUCAUAUUCAGCUUACGCUUCGACGAGCGACACCUUCAACGAAGUGGAAGGGAUAUGCGGACCCGGCUCUGGGAGAAGAAGAGCCAGAGAACUAUUGCAUCAUGAUUCGAGGGUCGUCACCGGAAUCGUACCCUAUGCUAUCGCAGUAUUACGAGCAUUAUGGCGUCGCCGAUGCGCUGAAGGCAUUGAUCAGUAUGCAGGAGGGUCAGACGUUUUUGAUUCAGCGGUUGAAGAUCAAGAUGUUGGAGGGCAUGUAUCCUUUCUGCGCAGGGGCUGGGAAGGAGCAUCGUGGCCGCAUUCCACAGGGUAAAUG